UGGUGAUAGUGGAAGGAACGUUUCUUUUCAACAUCAGCUAGUCGGUCGUCGCUAGUUACCACAGUCACAAAGUCAUAAUUAUUGCUAAACGCCACCCAUUUCUACAACUUCUCUUCUUAAAAUCUGAUUUUUAAACCUUAACCACACUGCUAAGAUUAUUCCUAACCUUAAAUUAAGACCAAAAGUAAAUUUCUGUUUUCAUAAAUAUUUUGCUAAUGUUGACGUUGUGGCUGUAGUAACUAUGGACAACSCAGCUAGACAGCCAUGUUAUUGUAUAGUUAAACGACAGUGGUCAGCCACCUCGGUAGCUUGCUAGCUGAAACAUUGCAGCUCUUUAGACGCGUUCAUGUAUAUUAUCCACUGUGUUUUAAACACACUUCUGUCGUCUAGCUAGUUAUCCCAUUUAAUUUCAUAUUUACGUUGUUGUUAUUAGUCAGCUAACGUAGCUAGCUGGCUGGUUAAGUCAGCAUUAGCCUAGCUAGCUAACUGUUAGCUAACACCCCUGACCAUGAGUUCACUAAACUACUCUCCUCCUGCUAAAGAAGAGGUCUACUGGACGGAGAAAGAGGGUCUGUGGCUGAACGUUGUUGUGAAAGAGGAGAAGGAAGAGGAGGAUGUCACAGUAAAACAAGUAGAGGAUGAGGAUGUUGCAGUGAAGGAAGAGAAGGAGGAGGGAGAGAUAACUGUCAUAUUGGAAGAAGAAGAGGAGGAUAUUGGACAUCUGAUUAACCCCACCCAUCCCACUACUUUGGCCCUAAAGGAUCCUACACCAGGCCAUCCCACUACUCUGGCCCUAAAGGAUCCUACACCAGGCCAUCCCACUACUUUGUCCCUAAAGGAUUCCUACACCAGGCCAUCCACUACUUUGGCCCUAAAGGAUCCUACACCAGGCCAUCCCACUACUCUGGCCCUAAACGAUCCUACACCAGGCCAUCCCUAAAGGAUCCUACACCAGGCCAUCCCACUACUUUGGCCUAAACAAUCCAACACCAGGCCAUCCCUAAAUGAUCCUACAACCAGGCCAUCCCUAAAUGAUCCUACACCAGGCCAUCCUAAACGAUCCAUCACCAGGCCAUCCCACUACUCUGGCCCUAAAGGAUCUACACCAGGCCAUCCCACUACUUUGUCCCUAAAGGAUCCUACACCAGGCCAUCCCACUACUUGCC
Messenger RNA from Salvelinus sp. IW2-2015, 1166 nucleotides. NCBI's taxonomy places the organism in Eukaryota, Metazoa, Chordata, Actinopteri, Salmoniformes, Salmonidae. The record is from RefSeq and is a predicted model, not a curated record.